Molecule: messenger RNA, 2994 nt
Organism: Spodoptera frugiperda (fall armyworm)
Lineage: Eukaryota; Metazoa; Arthropoda; Insecta; Lepidoptera; Noctuidae
Product: limbic system-associated membrane protein
Exons: 7
Coding region: 446-1396 (316 amino acids)
Biological process (GO): synapse organization
Cellular component (GO): neuron projection membrane
Source: RefSeq, a predicted model, not a curated record
GGCCGCCAGUCUGCUCGACGCUCGUGCCCUUUCCAAACGGGCCUGCGCCAUGUCCCAACACAAAAUUCGAAACUCGAACAACUCGCGAAUAUAACCAUAGAGAAUAUAGACUUCAUUAGUGCGUGUAAUUAUUAAUAAAAACUUUUUUGUUAUAUGUUGGAAAAUAAUUUGUUGUGUUAUCUGUGACGUGUUUGACUGUUUAAACUUUUAAUUGGAAUACUUGUUUUGAUUUUUCCGCGUCUUUUAGUUGCAUUGGCGGAUUUGUGCAGUGAUUUUUAUCUGGAUCAGUUAAAAAGUUUUUCUUGAUCCUUUGUGUGGGUGAUUCACUGAGUGAAUAGUGAAUGUGACUGGCGAUGACAAUUUAAAGAGAACCGCUCGCCUAAUGAAGAUAAGUGGUACAGAAGUGUGUUCUCUCUAAUGAUGUGAAAAAAUAAAAACAAUCGUGAUGUGGCUCGCGGCGUUGGUGUAUUUCUUCUGUCAUUUAGGUAUUUCAGCGGGCGGCGGCGGUGACACCAGCGAGGAGAUCACGACCAGCACGAUAGACUUCGCGCUGAAUGCCACAUCUACCACCGAGAGCGUCGCCCAGCCCUACUUCGACAAUGCAACCAAACGAGAUUACACUGCGGCAGUCGGACAGCCGGCGUACCUACACUGCCGCGUGAAGAACCUUGGCGAUCGAGCGGUAUCAUGGAUACGCAAACGUGACCUUCAUAUCCUGACAGUGGGUGUGCACACAUACAGCAGUGACGCUCGCUUCGCCGCGCUGCAUACAGACAACUCUGACGAAUGGACGUUGAGAGUUGCACCAGCACAACCAAGGGACUCUGGCUCUUAUGAGUGUCAAGUCUCUACUGAGCCUAAAAUCAGUCUUUCGUUUAGACUUACUGUUGUUGUAUCAAAAGCAGAAAUACUCUCCGGGCCAGAACUGUUUGUGAGAGCAGGUUCUGACAUCAAUCUCACUUGCAUCGCCAGACAUGCUCCAGAUCCACCGAGUUUCAUCUACUGGUAUCGAGGAUCAAAUGUGGUGAACUACGCCCAGCGCGGUGGUAUCAGCGUAGAAACAGAACAGCGCACGCGAACUAGUCGCCUGCUCAUCGCACGAGCAUCACCGAGAGACUCUGGCAACUACACCUGCGCGCCGAGCAGCUCCGAUUCGGCGUCUGUUGUGGUGCACGUGGUGAGCGGCGAGCGGCCGGCGGCCAUGCAGAGUGACUCGCAGAGACUGUCACCGAUACCACUGCUCAUCCUCCUUUCCAUCAGAAGUCAAUUGAAAUCAUUCCUCACAACAGUCAUGCUGUACAUUUUACGAAAGUCUCAAUACACUUCGACUAAUUCUCUAAAAUAUAUCAGAUUCUUAUGGAACAAUUACUCUAUUAGAAGAUUUGUGACAAGAUGACCAGCUCUAGCCAAUGUUGGUAAUGUCGCAUGAAAUGCACGGCACAAACAUUAAUUAUAGAAUUUUUAAUUAGUCUUAAGUCUAACUGACGUAUAAAGAAACGAAUUAUGAUGAUAAGUAUCUUUCUUUGUUGUGAUUGGUUGUUUUGAUUAUGAUAUUAAAAUGCACUGUCACUUAUGCUUAUAAUGAGGUAUAAAAGACGACAAUGAACUUAUACGGUUUUCCAUUAGGUAUGUUACAUUUUUAUUGAACUGAAAAGUUCAUUGAACUAUCACAGGGAUUGUAAUACCGAUCUCGCGAGAUUCGUACCUCAAAGUAGAAGUAGUUUACGACUACUUAAGUAACAAAAACGUCUUAAUUCACAUCAUGUGUACUAAACCUCUUAUUAAUAGUAAUUAAGCAUAAGUAACAUUAGCAUUAAAACCUUUUUACAACUUCUUUAAUUACAGUAAAUAAUCUGUUUAUUUAUUUAGUUGAAAUUUAAGUAAUAUUAUUUACGAGAGCUUUAAUUAUCGUGUAAUCUAACAAAGUAUAAAUUUAAUAAUUCCCUUUGUUAAUUUAGUUUGAAUAAUUGAGAUACGAUCUUCUAUUUUUAUUCACUGUGUAUAACUCUGUGAUUUUAAUACAUUUCCAUUUAUUUCAAUACGAUUUGUUUUUAGAUUUACGAUUUCUAUUAUUUCUUUCUUCUUGUUUAAUUAUUUUUGUUAAGUUCUAGUAUAAUCAAAGUAAUUAAAGUAUAACUUAAUCAUUUCAACAUCAUAGUAAUUAAUGAAUAGAAGGAAUCUACAGAUAAAAUUGUAAAUUACUCGGAAAACUCAUUCGAAUUGAUUAUUUCCAUGUUUUUGUGAUCUUUUUAACUUUGAGCUUGUAAAUAUAUUUAUAGUGAAACGAGGAUAUUAAUGUUAACUUUCACUUAGUAAAUCUAUGAAAGAAAAACUCUUUGAGGCAGUUUAUUCUACUGUUAACUAGCAGUUAAGAAAGAAUUGUAGCAUUUGCUACGAAGAAAGCGUAGCACAUACUACGAAACGUCUACGCUGCUACGAAGUGGCUACGAGAUAUUUGUUGUCAGUGCCCUAGACAAAUGGCAUUUAAAAACUAGUUUAAUGAGUGAAUAGAAAAGUAAAUGUUUUGGUUUGAUAUCGAUAUACUCGAUUUUCAACAAAUUACGUCAUAUCUUAUGCCAUUAGAGACAAAAAGUCGUCUUAUCGAUAACGUUUUUAAAUGCUAUUUAUCUAAGUGUACUGAUUUUUUUACUGUUAUUGUAUCAUCAAGUCUAAACGUACUUUACGUUACUAAUAAUAUAUCUUGGUUGUGUACAAAGUAAGAACGUAACAAACUGCCUCAAUUUGUAACGAAAUCAACCAUUUAUAUCAUUAACUAGAAUAUUGUAAAUAGUAUCAUAUUUUAUAUUUUCAUCCGAAAUAAUAAAAACAUAAAGGAUUGAUGUUGUUUUCCUAAGAAAUAUGUAAUUGUACCGAAAAAUAACAUUAACGCAGCUGAAAAUAAUAGUGAAUAAGUUUUAGUGAAAUAAAUCUGUGAAUACACUUUAGAUCAUUGUAAAUAUGGUUUGUAAAUAAAUACGUUUUACGUGUUAUUUA